AUGACACGCCGCCGUGGGGAGCCCGUUAGCGUGUUGCUCUGUCGUCUUUGUCCGAAAGCCUUGUGCUUCUUCAACACUGCCACGCUGCUGAAUUCCCCACGGCGGCGCGCCACUGUUACUGCUCUUGCUCCCUCGGCGCUACCCCUUUCUGCCGCGCUUCCACUUCCCGCUCUCGGCAUGCCUGCACGCGCGGCGGAGCUUGUGCUGCUCGCCCUGGCGGGCCUCGCGAGGGCCAGCGCCCACGGCGCCGUCACGAGGCCGAGCCCGAGGCGCCUGGCCUCGAGUCCGUACUGCCCCUGGUGCAUCGGGGAGCACCAGGCGCUCGCCAACCCGUGGGGAAUCGUGAAUCGGAGCGUCGAGCCGUCGUCCCCCUGUAUGGGCACGUCCCGCGCGGACCGCGCGUACACACCCGCAGAGUUCUCCCACUACGCCAGCCUCGCGGGGGCGGCCUCGGACACCUACGUGGCCGGGGAUCCCUUCGAGGCCACCAUCGUACUCGAUGCGGACCACAACGGCGACGCAAGAUGGAGCUUUUGCCCACACACGGAGUCAGAGACCGAGGAGUGCUUUGGCAGGGCGGAGCACCUGCUCACGGAGUGGACCGAUGUCCACGCGUAUUGGGGCGAGGCCAGCACCCGUGACCACGGCUUCGACGGUCGGCAUUUUCCCCAGAUGUUGCGCCUGCCUGCGAGCAUGCCGCAUGGAAGGGUGACGCUGCGGUGGCAGUGGGUGUGCAAAUGGACGGACGAGAUCUUCAUUUCAUGCAUCGACGUUGCCGUCACCGCUGCCUCGUCCCGGACCCCGCCCGUGCCGAUGUCCGCGCCCACGUUUGCUCCCAUGUCUUCGCCCACGGCGGCGCCCACGGUUGCGCCCACAGCGGCACCCACAACGGUGCCCACGUUCGCGCCCACGGCGGCGCCGUUCCCAGCACCGACGCUGGCGCCAGCCGCUGCACCGGUUCAGCCGCCCGUGGCCGCGCCUUCGCUGGCGCCAACCGCUGCGCCGACAUCAGCGCCGACCUCGCCGCUCAUGCAGCCUCCCUUCUCCGCGCCGUCGCCCGCGCCAACGCGGGCGCCCUCCUCGGCGCCUGCGCCGGCCCCGGCGCAUUCGUGCGUGGGCGAGUGGCAGAAGUGUGGUGGGCAGGGCUGGACUGGCCCCGACUGCUGCACGGCCGGCUUGAUCUGCACCUUCGAGAACGCGUGGGACUCGAAGUGCCUGAGGGACGGUCACGGAGAGCAGUGCUCGGAGACCUGGGAGCAGUGCGGCGGGGAGGGCUGGAGCGGGCCCACUUGCUGCGCGCCUGGGCUCCAGUGCGACUCGACCAGCGAUCACUACUCGCAGUGCCGCCCGGCGGGCACUGCGGUACUAGUGCGGAUCCAGGACCACCGUAGCAGUUUCCUCGCGAGGGGCUCGGUGCUGUUCCAGACGGCGGCCAUUGUGCUCGAGGGAGGCGGGCGCUGUGCCAGGGCCCGUCCAGGCGGCCUCAUCUGA
Messenger RNA from Prorocentrum cordatum, 1491 nucleotides. The record is from the annotation of a GenBank genome assembly. Lineage: Eukaryota; Dinophyceae; Prorocentrales; Prorocentraceae.